This is a messenger RNA of Tigriopus californicus, 1818 nucleotides long. Its product is annotated as carbonic anhydrase-related protein 10-like. NCBI's taxonomy places the organism in Eukaryota, Metazoa, Arthropoda, Copepoda, Harpacticoida, Harpacticidae. The transcript has 3 exons. The coding region runs from base 222 to 1400 and encodes 392 amino acids. The record is from RefSeq and is a predicted model, not a curated record. Gene Ontology annotation, molecular function: zinc ion binding; carbonate dehydratase activity.
AACGAAGGAACGACGGAAGGAACCCGAAGACAGACAGAUAGGAGGAAGGAACGAAAGGAGCGUAUUUGCCCGGUGAAUGCGAAGAAGCAGAAGAAAGAAAGUGACUCAGGGAUCCAUACAACUACCACCACCAUCAACGACGACGACAACAACAACGACCACCACCACCAUGAGUUGUCAAGAGAGCUUACCAGUCAAGUAGCUCUAGGGGUUUCGUCGACAUGUCGUGUUAUCGUCGGGUUUUGGCGAUCUUCACCUUUCACUUCUUGAGACAAUGUGAAGGCAAUUGGCACGAGUGGUGGACCUACGACGGGAUCUCGGGUCCCGCCUAUUGGGGUGUGAUCAAUCCCUCUUGGCCCAUGUGCUCCAAGGGCCAUCAACAGUCGCCCAUUGACGUGAAUCCAAAACGAUUGGUCUUCGAUCCCACCCUCAAACGGGUCUCCAUUGAUAAACAGCCCAUUUCCGGGGUUUUGUAUAACACGGGACAAUCGUUGGUGUUCCGGACCCAGACGGAUCGACUCCAAACUCUGCCCGUGAACAUCUCUGGCGGACCUUUAUCUUACAACUACCAAUUCGAGGAGAUAUAUUUUCAUUGGGGCAGCGGGGACGAUCCCAGCAACUCCGGUAUUCAAGGUUCCGAGCACUCCAUCGAUGGGUACUUCUUCCCAGCGGAGAUCCAGAUCUUUGGCUUCAACUCGAUUUUGUUCAAGAACGUCAGUGAGGCUUUGAGGCACCCCCAUGGAGUGGUGGCGAUCUCCGUGAUGGUCCAAGAGAGCGACCGAACCGUUCGCAAUGGAUUCGGUCCAAUCACCAAUCACUUGAAAAAGGUCAUCUAUCGGGGCCAGAAUUUCCCAGUCUCGGAUCUGAACCUCCAGGAUCUCUUGCCGUCCACCAGUGACUUCAUGACCUAUGAAGGCUCCUUGACCUUCCCAGGGUGCUGGGAGAGCGUCACUUGGAUCCUAAUGAACAAACCGAUCUACGUGUCCUCACCCGAGCUCUACGCUCUAAGGCAGUUGCAACAGGGCGACAAACAGCAGCCCAAAGCGCCCAUGGCCAACAACAACCGACCCAUUCAACAGCUCAAUAAGCGGAGCAUUCGGACCAACAUCAUCUUCGGGGCCUCGGCAACAGAUCAGGGCUCAAAGCAUGACUUUCGAAGUCGUCCUCGAUCCAAUCAAGAAGACAAUAAUAUUUAUGGUAUGGAGACAUUCUAUUCGUUGAAGGCUCAGGAUAAGGCCAAUGACCGCGGACAGGACGGAAGAGGAGGAGGAGAACAAGGAACGAGGGUCGUUGCUUCGACAAAGGCCAUCAAGAACAAGAAGAAACACGGGAAUAAUAGCAAGUGCCCUGAAGUGGCCAAAGACAUGUAUUACAAAGCAAAUAAUUGGAUGAAAGAUUAGGAGGGCCAGAACGGCCUGCGGCUUUCCCUCCCGCCUUUGGGCAAGGGAAGCUGAAACAAAUGGAAGAAAAUCUCGAAUGGAAGGAAUCGAGUUGGUGCUAAAUUGUAUGACCUUGUUCGACACGAAAUCUCGUGGUUACGAUCUGCCUUGCUCAACUAAUAUGAACUACCAAUCCACCACCAUCUCCCUUGACUUUGUUGAAGUUUGUCAUAACUAGUGUUGUCCUCUUGACCUAUACUAUACUAUUAUAUUAUUAUUAUCAUUAUUAUUAUUAUCAUUACCGCCACCACCAUCCCCAUCACCACAGCAAUAUUACUUAUUACGAAAUAGCCAGUAAAACAAUGUUAAAUGUUGAUUCUUGUUGGACUUCCAUAAAAACCAAGCCGAAAGGAGAAUAAACGUCUUUCGACCGGCAGGU